This is a messenger RNA of Nymphaea colorata (pocket water lily), 880 nucleotides long. Its product is annotated as protein COFACTOR ASSEMBLY OF COMPLEX C SUBUNIT B CCB3, chloroplastic. Gene Ontology annotation, cellular component: chloroplast thylakoid membrane. The transcript has 3 exons. Lineage: Eukaryota; Viridiplantae; Streptophyta; Magnoliopsida; Nymphaeales; Nymphaeaceae. Bases 91 to 756 code for a protein of 221 amino acids. The record is from RefSeq and is a predicted model, not a curated record.
UGAAGAUUGGGAACUCUUCUUAGUUUAUUUGAAGGUGGAAACUUCCUCUGAGAAAAGGCACCUCAUCCUCUCUCUCUCUCUCUCUGUGAUAUGGCUCUCCUCUGUCCUCGAAUCCCAAGCACCACUGCGCCCAACGACGCCCACUUUUCAGGUGGUGGUAGCAACCUCCUCAGACUUCCUCAUUUCCACCGGUUAAGGCCUUCAGCCGAUCAUGGACUGCUCUGCUGCUCCACUACCGCCAACACUCGCCAUUAUAACCGCCGCCACCACCUAACAGCGCAAAAGUGUACGCCGAAGAUAACACAAAGCAGAAUCUCAAAGUUCAGUCAUGUCGUUGGUCUUAUGGGAGUCAUGGCACCAGGAUGCUUCCAGCCCGGGCCUGCAAGAGCGUCUGCAAUGUCCCACCUUGAAGCUGACACCAUGUUGGAGAAUUUGCAGCUACUAGCCCUUGCAGACCUGGAUCCAGCAACAGCCAAGCUGGGGAUCACAAUCAUAGGUCCCCUGUUAUCUGCAUUCGGGUUUCUGUUCAUCCUGAGAAUAGUCAUGUCUUGGUAUCCCAAGCUUCCAGUUGGAAAGUUCCCAUAUGUUAUCGCUUAUGCACCCACCGAACCGAUUCUCAGGCAGACGAGAAAAUUGAUCCCGCCCGUCGGCGGUGUGGAUGUCACCCCUGUGGUUUGGUUUGGCCUGCUCAGUUUCUUGAACGAGAUAUUAGUAGGUCCACAAGGGCUUCUUGUUCUUCUCUCACAACAAAUGUAGACUAUGACUCCCAAUGUUUUAUCUUUUCCUUUUCUGUUUCCUUCUUGACUUUUACAUUUUCAGUUGCGGUUUCCGCGUGUAACAUGGUAAAAUAUGUAACUACAGAGGAUGUGUGCUUCAUCAA